UAACAUGUUAUAAUAAACAUUCCUCUGACGUGACCAAAUAUAUACGUUCCGUAUGUAUAUGACGUGUUUAUAUGACGUGAUAAUAUAUAUAGGAUAUUUGAUUUCCUAUAGCGAUAGGACGCUAUCGCAAAAUGUUUCGGCUUUCGUUAAAUAUACGUAUGACGUAUGUAUAUGUAUGCACGUGUGCGCAGUAUGCGACGUGCUUGACAUUUAGCGUCCACGUUGAAAUAUUCAUCUGUCAAUCUGUCGCGUGCGCGACGACGUAUGCACUCUUAUUUACGAAGUUCGCGCCGAGUCGCGGUUAUCGCUUCGAUUAUCGAAGUCGCGCCAAAAGUGUACUCGCGGUACGUCCGUCAACACACGCGAAACGGAGCGAAAGAGGUUUCACUUUUGAAUCACGCUAAGAGAUAAUUACGGGAGUAAAAACGCCGGCCGAUCGCGAGAGAUUUGUGUUUCGCGUUUGCGGCGACGUCGCGCGUCUACCGGAAUAUCUUUCUUCCAGAAUUCCGGGAUGCGUAAUGUCAUCGCAUGGGAAGAAGACGGCUAGACGGAUAGUCAACGAUCAAUAGUAUCUGGAAAAUGACUUGGUGACUCAUAUACGCCGAGAAUUUCCCGCGAAUCAUGGUGUCCGGGGAGAACGAGAGGCUGUUGCCUGAUCCUGAAAACUACGCCAAGUGUUUUUACGAUCUCUUCAAAAAUGCCGAGGCGCAAAGGAAUAAGGGAGAAUGGAGAAAAUGUAAAAAACAUAAAACUGUUCGUAAAAGGGACAAGAAAAAGAUUGAUUUAAAUGGAGAAUUAAAUUACAAUAAUCUACCAGAGAUAGAAACAUCUUGUAAUGCCUCAGCAUUUGCUGUGUUUGCUAGUGUGAGAAAUGCUAUUUUAGAAAAACAUUCAAAAUUGUCAAGUGAAGUUUAUAGAACAUCAAACUGUAAUUCUCCACCACCGGAUCUUAGUGACACUAUAGAUACAGAAAGUGAUGACGAAGAUAGAAUAUCGACUAUACAGAAUUUACCAAAGAUUGUAGGUAUUGGUUUAAGAAGUGUUUUUACAUUGAUGCGCGAGAGUAGAACAAUUGAUCCAAUCUUAUGUACAAAGGCGUUAUCGGCUUUAUUAGAUGUUUUACAAGGACAACUACCAGAAGGCCUCAAAUCUGAACCAGACGACGUUAUUGAUCCACUAUUCGAUUUAUUACUGGAUCUUGCAACAUCUCAUGGUCCUGAAUCAGCCGCAGCCAAUGAUGGCAGUCAUUUGACAGCUGUUGCUUGCGCAUGUUUGUUGAGCCUUGUUGUGGUUAGAGGAGAUACUGGGCGUUUGCUAGCAGCAAUAGCAGCUUUACUUAUGUCUCCCAGAGCAUUAGCGAUACAAAAUAUUCAGAUGCCAUGUGUGCUAACGUCUCUGCAGAGAAGUGUUCAUGCUAUUUUGUUAGGUAAACUCGUAAGACCAGAUUGGAUUACAUAUGGAGUUCCCAAGUGUUCGAAGAUAUAUACCUCUACGCUUAAGUUACCAAAUGAGAUGAACAAUAUGGUAUUGAAUGAACGUAGUUUUGUGAGCGAUGGAAAGUACUUAUAUUUGCAUACAUCUCGUGGUUUGUUGAAAAUUGGAAGUGGCCACGGCGGUACAAUAUGGGGGCAUAUAUACAUACAUAAAGCAGAUUUUUAUCCAACAGAAACAGGAUGGCUUGGUUAUGCUAAUAAUUCGUUAUACUUCAAAUGCGCACCAAGAAAACAGAGUGAAUUAUUAAUUAUUGAUGCAGAAACGCUUAUAGUAACAGGAAUUGCUGUGCUGGAAGGAAAAGAUUGGUCAUCUUCUGUCAUGUUCUCUGAUGGCGAAAAUUUAGGAAUGAUAACAGCAGGCAAAGAUGAAGGCUUUGUAGUGCGUACAAUAAAUACACUGAGUAAUCCUGUAACGGUUGCUUCUGAAUUGCCACUGAAAUUGGCAAGGAAAUGUGUAGAUAUAUUUGGAUAUGCGUCAUUUGACGAAGAACAAACGAUACAUACUUUGAAUCCGGGAUGCGAUGAUGAAAUUGCAAUGGUUACAGCAGGAAAGGAAUUUGGUUUACUGAAAACAGUGUCUGGAAAAUUAUUAUAUAGUGGAAAAGGAACUUGUCUAGGCAUGAAGAGUAAUACAAGACCUAAUAGAUGGUUAGAGCUUACCUUUGGUCCUAAAAGUCCAAGAAUUGCCCAUUUUGCAGCAGGCCAUGAUGGUCAGCAUGUCGUAAUGGUCAUGGAGGAUGGUUCUGUAUUCUUUAUUGGCACUGCUAGACGUGGAGAAGAUGGAGAUAGUAAUAAAGCUCGUAGGCAACCAAAACCGGUAAAACCAAAGAAGAUGGCAAAAGUGGAAGGUCAGUUUAUCGUUGAUGCCGCUUGCAAUAACGGAUCUACCGCUUUAGUUACGAAAGACGGCUCUCUAUUAAUGUUUGGCAAAGAUACACUACAUAGCGAUCCAGUGACAGGAUUAGUUACCGAUUUAAGGGACGUGUGUAUAGCUCGCGUAUCGUUAGGAAAAGCUCAUGCCGCUGCAUUAACUAACAAAGGACAUUUAUAUACUUUUGGUAUAAAUAAUAAAGGACAGUGUGGUCGCGAUUCCGCGACGGUGCAUACCGUGAAUAAGGAAAUGUCAGUGGUUGCGAUGGAGAUGGGUACAGGGGAAGAUGAACUGAUAAUAGCGGAAGAAGAGAAUGUGGAUCCUGCAGAGGAUUGGGAAGAAACGAAGGGUAUGUGCCAACCAGGGCAACAUCAGUGGAGGCAUCGCGUUUGCAUGGUUUGCACGAUAUGCAGAGAAUGUACCGGCUACAGUAUAUCGUGCUUGAGCAGUAUACGCCCCGAUCGGAAUCCCGGUCAAGAGUGCGGAUGUGGCGAAGGGGACAGCGGAUGUGCGGAAUGCGGAUGUUGUCGCACGUGUGCGAGAAAGAGUUGCAGCAACGGCAUAUCGGGCUCCAACUUUCGUGAAUAUUUGCAGAGACGAUUAGGCGAGAUAAAGCAACGGCAAAGAAGUAAAGCAGGACCAAGUACCGUCAAAUAUGGAGUAAAGAUCAAGAGCUCGAAUAAUCAGCGUAUCGCCGGUCCUAGUAUUGCGCAAAAGGGAUUUCUGGAAAAAGUUGCAUUGGGAUUGAGCAGUAAUCUCGCGGUCGAGGAAGCCGUCGGUGGUAGCGAUGUGGAACGGGGAGACGCGGCGAGAAUCGCCAGUAUAUCACCGGCCAGAGUUCCCAUUCCUAGCGAGAGUCCCGUGAUUCAAGUGUCCUGCGGUUUACAUCACACAGUGUUACUUUUGCAAAAUGGAGAAGUAUACACAUUUGGUAGUAAUAUAUACGGUCAAUUAGGCGUCGGGGAUUUGGUGGCGCAUGCGGGACCGGUUCAAGUUAAAUUGCCGACUAUCGCUACCCAGGUAGCUGCUGGGAGCAAUCAUACCGUUAUACUCACGUCCAAGGGCGAAAUUUACACUUUCGGUGCGUAUCAAAAGGGACAACUUGGCAUGAAUUGGUGGAACGAUCAGAAUGAAUCUACGAACGUUAGUUCUCAGGCAAAUCGUCGCGCUGAUCGGUCCCAACCGUGGCACAGUUUUCCAAACGUAGUUCCGAAUAUCGGUCCUCGAUGGGGCAGACGGGCGACGUGGAUCGGCGCCGCCGGGGAUCAAACUUAUGUUAAGAUAGAUGAAAUUAAUUCCAUUAGUUUGACGAGAAGUACCGUUAUGGCGAAUAAGAAUUGUAUUAUUUUAAUACCUCAUCAAAACGAGCACGCGAAUUCUUUCAAGAGUUUGGUGAUAAGUAAACGCGAUGGCACGUGCAACAGUUAUAACGGUGCGGAUCAGGUUGAUUUCAACAACUGUGCGGCGUGUUUAGAUCCCUUGUACAAUGUCAUUUGGACUUUCAAUUCGAUGAAUAAUGAAAUAAGCUUGUACAACAUAAUAUCGACGGAAGCUCGGACGAUACCUAGUUUGGAAGCAUCCAUACUCAAUCCAGGCUUGGCACUUCCGGUUAUUUCGACUUGUUUUGUAACGCGUUCUCAAGCAGCGAUGCACUUAUUAGCUUGCUUGGAUACAUUGACGCAGGCUCAGGAUGAGAAUUUAUCAAUAGUCGAAGAAAGCGAAUGUCAUCAGUCAACACAUGGCAAAGUUUACAGCCGCGAAGACUAUGCCACUGUCGGCAGAUUUGAAAGUCACGGGGGAGGAUGGGGUUAUUCCGCUCAUUCGAUCGAAGCGAUUAGAUUUAUGCCGGAUACGGAUAUUAUAUUAGGAGGAUAUGGUUUAUUUGGCGGUCGAGGUGAAUAUACCGCGAAGAUAAAGCUCUUUGAUAUCGGAAUGGAUGGUGGAGAUCAAGAGAACGAUGGGGAACUUCUCGCGGAGACAGAAGAGAUCCCGUACGAAUGCGGCCCAAGACAGAAAUAUUCGAUUCUGUUCGACGAUCCGAUUUGUUUGCAAGCAAACAGAUGGUAUGUGGCGUGGGCCAAAGUCGGCGGGCCUUCCAGCGAUUGCGGUUCCGGUGGGCAAGGAGUAGUCACGGCCGAAGAUCAGGUGAUGUUUUAUUUUAAAUCAUCUAAAAGAUCUAACAACGGCACCGAUGUUAAUGCCGGUCAAAUUCCGCAAUUAUUAUAUCGUGUUGUCACACCCGAAAAUCAGACAUCGAACAGACAGAGAGAUCAAAUAGAACCGAUCUACGUUUUGAAGAAGGAAUUCAGUAGGACUGUUACGAAAGAAUGUUUUCAGUCCUUAAUAUCUCUCCUUCAGUGGAGCUGGAACACGUUGAAAGCGUCACUGACCGACGCGGCCGUUCAUAUCGCAUCAUCGACUCACACGUUGCUCGAGAUGGAGCGGUUAGUGUACAUAAGUAAAGCUAGUCUAAGAUUGCUCAGAAUGUACACCAAUGAAAUUUAUCCUAAUCACAUUGUAAAGAAGAGCCCUCCCGAAUCGGUACGUUUAGCGGAAUGUAUAGGCGAAGUACGGGCUUUACUGCGUCAAAUCUUGUCCGAUUCUUUGCCGAUCGCUCUAAAGAGUAAAGGGAAGACGCGAUCUAACAAGAAUUCCAGUAAUACUUUGGGAAAUAAGAUGACGAGCAGUAUAUUGGACGAAUGUCACAAGACGUUUGUGGCUUGUUAUCACGCGUUUUAUCCUACCGCAUAUCUCAAAUGGACAUGCUUGUGCGAAUUGUUAUCGGAGAUCGACAAAGAACAAGGUACAACUACGAAGGAUCGUCUCCUCUCUGCCGUGCUAGCCUCGUUGUGCAACUCGACGAUACGACUCAGGUGUACAUUUCCUAUUUUGAGCAACAUUAUGGACAGCAGCGACAGUGUAAAGCGGCAGCUCAGCCCAUCCGACAAUGCCGGUCUGCUUAUGAUGAAUUCCACGGAGACUCAUCAAUAUCCGAUUUUAGUCGAGCAAAUUAGCUACAAGUCCCAAGUAGAAAGCGCUAGCAAAGAAAUCUUGAAUUGGUCGUUCCGCGAAGUACUCGACAGACUACUGGACUUGAUACUAAUACCGGUCAAGAAAAAUCUUUGUAGAGAAAAGACUCAAUCUCUGCCGGAAUUGGUUCUUCAUUGCUGUUAUCUAUUGGCGCGAGUCAUCGCCGAAUUGGCCGCGCAAUCGAGCGGAAACGAAGACGAACUGCAAGCGGCUUGUGGUAGACUUAUGUAUACCACACCGUCGAGAUUCACGAGGACAAAUCAAUCAAGAUCGUGGAAUACGGGUAAUGGUUCUCCGGAUGCUAUCUGUUUUUCCGUUGAUAGACCAGGCAUCCUUAUAGCCGGUGUUGGUAUUUAUGGAGGUGCAGGAGUAUAUGAUUACGAAUUGGAAUUGCUAGAUGAUCAAAAUAAUACUGGUAACGAUCCAUCGCAUACUCAGCGUUGGAGCAGUUUAGACUUUACAAGAGGCUCCUUUGGGCCAGAUGACUGUGUUAAUGACAUAGUAGAAUUAAAAUUUGACAAACCAGUUCUUAUAAAAGAGAAUAUCAAAUAUGCUAUUAGAUUACGGAAUCGUGGAGGACGUACUAGUAAUGGUGACGGUGGUUUGAGUGUUGUUAAAGGAGCAGAUGGCACAACAUUUACCUUUACAGCUUGUUCCCUGAGCUUUAACGGCACAACACAAACUAGAGGUCAAAUACCGCAUAUUUUAUAUUAUUCAAAUCCACAAGAUUCCGAUGGGCAGCACACGAAUAAAGCUAUGGCGGAAGUACAAGCAAGAAAAUGUACCCUGGCUAUGACUACAACAAUUAUUCAACGGUCAAAUGAAAUUUUUUCUUUGGCGAGAGAAAGAGCAGAGGAAAUAAUAGCCAAUGAAGUCCUUGGUAACGCGACUUUUGUAACGACUCUCUUGCCACUAGUAAUGGCACAUAUUAGUCCCUUGGCUACAUCAGAUCCUAGAAGUAGCGUGCAAAUCCUUACCCUAAUACAAGAAAUGUUGCCACACAUCGCAGCUUUAAAUUUACUGUCUACGAUGGGAACCUCUCAGAUAUCCCAAGAUAGCGAAACUCAAUCACACUUUGCUCCUCCAGUUACCACCAGUCAUCAUUAUACUUGGCUAGAGAGUGAACAUCCUUAUAAACCAGCGACAGUGUCAUAUUACAAAGUCACUUUUCCGGAAACAGUAAAAUGGCUGACUGUCGAAUUUACACCGGAGUGUGGAACAUCGCAACCUGAGGACUAUUUACAGCUUUAUAUACCAAAUAUAAUCUUCAAUUCUUUCACUGGGACAGUUUUGAAUAUUACGAACGAAGAUGGUCCACAAUACUGGCCAGUAUUGCAUAAGUUAAGCAAUGUUCAGAGUCAAUGGCCUCAAAAUGCUGUUGUAUUACCAGGAAAUGAAGUGGUAUUUUCGUUGGAAACCGCAUCUGAUUAUAUGAAAAAUGAGAGCUCCAUUACAUACGGCUUCAAAUGCUUAGUUAUUGGUUAUGAUUGGAUAACAUCCGGUCAUGGUCUGAAGAACUUGGAAAUUGAGUUAUCCUUUCUUGGAGGAGCGUGUGCUGCAAGUCUCAUGAAGAAAAAUUUAUUGUUGCCUUCAGUAUCCUCGGAAGAAGUAGAAGAGGAUCUGGAAUCGAUGCAGGAAACGGCAAAGAGAAUUUUCUCUGUACAUUCGGCGUUACUCGGACGAGGAUUCGCACUCGCGUCGCCCCCCACAGUUUCGCAGGCUCUCGACGGUGUGCUCCCGUACAGUUGUCACUCAAACGAGCGUCUAUUCCUGCGCGAUUUCGUCUCCUGCUCAGCCGGCACCAGCGGUGGCAGACUCGCGCGAUGGUUGCAACCGGAUAGUUUCGUCGAUCCCUCUCAAUGUGAGGCGUUAUAUUCGCGGGAAGAAAUGAGGUGCGGAUGGCCGGCGAUCGUCACUGUGCUCACCAGAGAUCAAUACGGCGAAGUCGUGCACGUAUCCGGAUUAAAGAUCGAAGUCAAGGCGGUGCCGAUCGAUAAGACAGAUAUCACGGAAUCCGAUCAGAGCAGGAAAAUUCGCCGUGUUUCUCAACCGGAUCCAUUAACCUUUGGAGGUCACCCACAACCAUCCUUGGACGUCCCGUACGAAGUGACCAUCAACAACAAAAUGUGCUUCUACGCCAUCACCAUCAUGAAAGCCUAUCAAAAUUACUCGUUCGAGGAACUGAGGUUCAUGUCUCCCACCGUCAAGAGAUCGAGCGAGAGUAUGUUGGUCAGACCCAACGGUGAUGGUAGUUACAGUGCUACGUGGACACCAUCCUCGGUCGGUUGGUACUCGCUGAUGAUCACGGUGGACGGUUACAACAUGGAGGAUAAUUACAAAGUCGAAGUAAAGGAACCUCCGCAAGGUAUGCAACCGCCCACUCAAAACAUUGUCAAAAAGCCUCAGCUUCAGCCGAGCAGACUCAGGAAAUUCGUAGCAAAGAAUAGCGCUGGCUUAAGAAUACGGGCUCAUCCGUCGCUGCAAAGCGAACAAAUCGGAUUCGUUUCGGUUAAUGGCACUAUAGCUUUCGUUGAUGAGAUUCAUAACGAUGACGGCGUUUGGUUACGUUUAAACACGGAGACAAUCAAGGAAUACUGUAAAAGUAGUCAUCUCGAAGCCUGGUGCUUGCAGUACAAUCAGCAUUUAGGAAAAACUCUGCUUCUACCAGUAGAGGAACCAAAGUCUAUUCUAGAUCAAGUCAUUAAGGAAACCAUUCUGCGAAAGCGGCCUGAUAUUGGUGACGACAAAAGAAAGACAGUGACCUUUGACGCCGGAAGAAGCAUGAUAGUCGUGAAAUGUGGCGCAUCCGGGCACAAUAUUAGAAGCAAACCAAGCUUGAAGGGCGCGCCAAUUGGAAUGUUAGCGCUUGGAAAUACAGUGACUGUUCAGGAAUACUGCGUGAAUCACGAAGGAACUUGGGUGCGUAUCGACGACGAUUCGGUGACGAAAUAUUGCUUCGACAAGAAUCGAAGCGUAGAGGCAUGGUCGCUCGCGAUCAACAAACAAACUGGCGUAAUUUAUAUGAAACUCGAACAAGAUUUAGAAAACGAUCCGAUCGAAAAAAAGCCAAUACUGGACCCAGCCAUUUCACCGAGUAAUAGAGGUUUCGAUUUUUCGGUACCUUCUGUUAGCCACGAGGGCUUCAAUUUUACCGCACAGAAUUACACGUCGGAUACGGCCGAGUCUAUUGAGGGUUGUAAUACAAAUCCAUUUGUUUUCGGCUCAUACAAUCAACAUGAUUCGCCAGGGAGCGAACGCUUCAUACCUGAAAAGACUGAUGGUACUCCAAAAUUUUCGAAACCUCAUUCGAAAGAAAGAGUAGCCAAAGAGCGGGAAAGAGAAGGUGGCGGAGGAAAAUUUAGCGUUCUUCAAAAAUGGCUACGAGGUGAUGACAAAUGUCAUGGAGAGAAAAGAAGUUCCCCGGGCAGAGAUUUCUCCGAAUUUGUGGGCGUAUCUGUGAAAGAGUUGGUAAAAGCGAUGGGGGAAAGCCGCGCGAAUGGCAACGGAGCGACACCGCCGGAAACACCGCGGCGAACGUCACGAAGUUCCUCGCCGAAGAAUCCCCAAGGUGGAUCGCCCAGAUUUCACAGCCCGUCUUCUAGCCCGGUCCCAAUACCUGCUGGGUCCAGUCGACAGCCAGCCGUUUCUGGCAAUUGCCUCUUCCCUCCUGCUGCUAAUGCACCAGUGUCAGGAGGGAUGAUCGACAGCAUAACGUCGCAACGACGCGGUUCGACACAGAGCGACACAAGUGCCUUGGUUAGCAGCUUGACAAGAGAUCCAUCUCAGUCACCGAGUGGUAUCAGUACUACUGCCAAUACGCGUGAUCUAUCACCGAGUCCAAGUUGCAGUUCUUUACACAUGAGAUCUGAGGGCAGCAUAGCGAGCCCACCCGAUACUCCUAAAAAGGAGUGUGCUGAUCCUCAGGAAAGUCCGCGCAAAAUGUCUCAAGCGCAAACGCAAACAAGCCCCGAAAGCGCUGCUACAGCUAUGAAAGGUCAUUUCAGUAUUGGCUCGUCCGGAGUAAAAGACGAACGACACUCGCCGAAAAUGAGCAGAAGGGAUCACAUGAAGGCCGUGAAAACUAGAGCAAAACGCGCCAUGUCGCCUGCCAACGCACAGCAGAGUCCAAAUCCUAAUCGUGCUCUAAAUUUAAGUAAAGACAAGGUUAAGGAAGCGAUCAGUCCUUCCGUAGCAGAAUGUCUGAGGGCUGUUUUCGCGGCGUUUUUGUGGCAUGAAGGGAUCGUGCAUGAUGCUAUGGCUUGCGCGAGUUUCCUCAAGUUCCACCCGAGUUUACCGAAACAAGGUGCACUGGUUGUAACCAGGCAUACCGUCGUACAAUCCAGUGACAAGCAGCAACAAGAACAAAAAGCACGGCAGAGACAUUCCGUCGAGGUGACGAAUGCCGGCAAUUAUUUGCACAUCCAACCUAGCACGUUGGAAACACUCACGCGUUCAGCUGCGAACGCUAAUGCCAAUAGGAGCAGGAAGAAACAGGAGAAUACGUUCAAAGAAGAGAUUCAGGCAAACUCGGGCAAGCUCAGUUCCCUGCCCGAAUUUCACACAGUCGCGGUACUGCCACCCGCAUUGAAGAGCCUGGUUUUUCUAUGGGAAGAACUCAGCACCAAUUGUUUGCAGGCCAUUGAACAACAAUCGAUCCUACCUAGUCCUAUAUCGCAGAUACAGACGAUGAAGCUGGCGAAACGGCCGAUACCAGAAAAACGUCCCAGAGAGGAUAAAGUGAAGGAACGCGAGAAGAAAAGUAGUCGGAAAAAGAAGGAAUGGAAGCCUAUUGGUAGAGCGAAUGCAUCUGAGGUUUUGGCGGGGAUCGAACGCGAGACUAUCUGCGAACUUUGUGGCCUGAUGUUCCCACAUCCAGUCACUUAUCAUAUGAAGAUGAUGCAUCCAGGUUGCGGCUGGCAUGCGGGCGGAAAAGGAUACAACAGCGGUGGAAACUACUGUGUGGGGUGGGCAGGCAAUUGUGGAGAUGGUGGAGUUGGUGGUAGCUCGUGGUAUUUAAUCUGUGACACAUGUAGAGAUAAAUAUUUGAAAGCCAGAAAGAGCAAGUUUGCAAAGAAAUUUGUCAGCGGGAUUUCCAAGAGAAAAAACGGCACAAGUAAAAUUCUGUCUCCGAUUAACAGUCCCAGUGCGAAUGAAACUCAUAUUAUCAUGAAAAACAAUGCGAUGUUUCUAUUGGAUUUGGCUAGCGCUUCUGGCUUUAAUAUCCCGAAACAGCAGAGACGACCUUCGCAGACUUUAUCGUCUGUGGCGGAGAAUUAUAGUCCUCCAGAGGCCGUCGGACCAUUUCCGCCAACCGGACCAUUCCAGUGUUUGCAAGCUUUAGGUGUUCAUCACUCACAAAGUCACGACGAAAGAUAUUACGAAGAAACUCUGAGACGUGAAAAUGGACAACAAAAUAAUUAUGAAGGAAGCAGUGGCGCAUUUAAUAUCACAAAUGGCAGGCCAUUAUCAGAGUAUCCAAUGAGUGACAGUGAUAAUGAAAGCGGCAAGAAUCGUAGUAUGUUCCAUAGAUCGGUAUCUAUGUCUACUGGCGCGCCUUGGGCUAGAAAUAGUAACGACGGCAGAGUUGUUAUGAUGAGGAAACGGAAUAAUAGUAGUAGCGAAAUGAGUAAUGAAGCGGGUUCUUCGCUUUUGUGUUAUCCGUCUGCUGCACUUCAAAAAUUAGUGCCAUCGAUGGAUCAAUCCGCAAUAGUAUCCACUAGCCAAACCGAAAUGGCAAGUAACGAUCGAAUUGAGAUUCUCAUGAGACCUGUGAUGUUAUUUGUUCUUCAACAACACAACUUGCAACAUCUGCAGCUUGCGAUGAAGCAAGCAUUGCGUCGUGCUGCCUGUCGAGUUUACGCGAUGCAGGCGUUAAAUUGGCUUUUAAGAAGCGUGACGCAACCAAUUUGUUUGCACGACUUACUGUGGUGGUUCGUCUCGUCUCUUACGCCGAUUGUUCCUUCUGAUAAUACAGACGCGAAUGAUGAUGAUAACAAAACAGAAAAGAAAGAAGAUCAUGAUACAACCGGCGUCAGUGAGCAUCCUUUAUGUGAUUUAAUGAUAGCUGGAGAAUCUGUCAAUCCAUUACCCACUGUGUUUCAUACCUUAUUGCAAACAAUUGCGGACUUAAUGCUAUUACCACCACUUGGAUCUCCAUUACAACAAGCUGCGAUUCGAUGCUGGGGUAUUCGAUUUACGCCAGCAGAUCAUAUGUUUCUGCAUAGAAGUCAUGUAUUUAGUAAUAUUAGCAAAAUUCUUUCACGUUCCGAAGAAGAAGAGGAUGUGACAAUGAGUAUGCAUGAGAGCCACCAAUCAACAGUUUCGCAACAGAUAAGCAGUUGUGUGGAAGCUUUAAAGGAUUUAACAUCUAGCGUUGAGAUCAAAGCUUCCAGUCGCCAAGCCAUGAUUGGUAGUCUAACAGACAAUUCAACGGAAACAUUUUGGGAAUCCGGAGAUGAAGAUCGUAACAAAACUAAAGUUAUUACUAUCAUUUGUGGUGCUCAUACCGUGCCUAGAAUGUUGUACGUACACAUCGAUAACUGCCGCGAUUUAACACAUAAAGUGUCAAGCAUAACUUUCCUGUCUGGUGUUAACGCAGAUGAGAUGACAAAGCUAAUUUCUGUAGAGAUUGAAAGUAGAUCAGCUGGAUGGAUUAAUUGUCCAAUCACUGAUCAACGCCAUAUAGUAGUAGGUAUGGAAUUAAAGGGUCCAGAUAAUUCUUUGAGAGUUCGUCAAAUCAGAGUGCUUGGUGAGAUCGAAGGAGGAUCUUUAAAAAUAGGAAAACAACUAAGCGCACAGACUAUCCAGCAAAGAAAUUGCGAGGCAGAAACCUUGAAAGUAUUCCGUCUAAUCACAUCUCAAGUAUUUGGGAAACUUAUACAAGGAGAGAAGCAACAAGAAACGGAAUCGACUGAAGGUGUUAACGAAGAUUUGGAGGACAGUAAUGAUCUCCGAGAACAUAUGGUCGGAAUUUUAUUUAGCAGAAGUAAUUUGACACACUUACAAAAACAAGUAUGUACUCAUAUCGUGCAAGCGAUUAGAAAAGAAACUAUACGUUUGAGAGAAGAAUGGGAAAUGCUUCUGUGUUCACCGACGCCCGUUAAUAGUCUGUUGAGUGACAACAGCGAUUUGCCAAAAGCGGCCGAUACUUAUUGCUUCGAAAUGCUUUCUAUGGUUCUUGCUUUAAGCGGAAGUUCUGUAGGACAAUAUUACUUAUCACAUCAGACUGGUUUACUAAAAGAUCUAUUAAGUUUGUUGCAUACCGGAUCAGCAAGAGUACAGCGUCAGGUAACAUCUCUCCUAAGACGAAUAUUGCCAGAAAUUAAACCCGAAACACUAGCGAGCGUUACAAACGUCGAACGAUUACCGCCUACCGACUUCAGUAUCGUAUCUGCGGCGAACAGCGGCUUUACUCAUGUUUCGGACUUCAAUGAACAUUCUGCCGGAAUUCUCGACGUAUUUUUAAGCUGUAUCGCGAAAGCUUUGAAUGUACAAGUUAAAGUAAAAGGGAAAGAAAAUGGCAAGGCACUUCAAAGUACUUCAUUAGCUACCAGCAUUCACCCGAAAAGUUAUGUUGGAACAAGAUGGUGGUUGAGAGGUUGCAUGACGCGUAAACUAGCAGAAGUGAUAAUCCAACUUUUAAAGGACAUGGCAUCGGGUAAGUUAUCGGAGGAAUGGGCGUCUAUAACGAAAGCGGCUAUAGCCGAGAAUAUCCUAAAUUUAACCAGAUUGGACGAAAAAAGUCGCGAUCCUACAGAAUGUCUUCGAUCCCCGACACUAUGGUUAGCACUCGCCUCUUUAUGCGUUUUGGAUUCGGAUCACGUUGAAAGAUUGUCGUCUGGUCAAUGGAGCGGUUCUGAAGGACAACCGUUGCCGCCUAGACCAACGUGUAGUAAUCACGAUGACGACGAGACCACGGCCAUUAUUCAAUGUAAUGUUUGCAGUAAUUUGUGCGCGGAAUGCGACAAAAUUCUACAUCUUCAUAGAAGGACCAGAACGCAUCUCAGACAAGUAUGUAAAGAAGAAGAGGAAGCGAUACGAGUUGAUCUUCACGAAGGUUGCGGCAGAACGAAACUCUUCUGGAUCUUGGCUCUAGCGGAUAGUAGAACAUUGAAGGCAUUAAUAGAAUUUCGCGAUGGUUCGCCGAGAAAACCGGUCGGCGCCACUACUGGUAUUUGCCGAUUUUGCGGUACCACGGGAAAUACGGGCUUGCUAGCGAUAGGCAACAUCUGCGCCGAUCACGAUUGUCAGGAACAUGCCAAAAACGCUUGUAACAAGGUUCACUCUUGCGGUCAUAUUUGUGGGGGUGUUAGAAACGAGAGAACUUGUUUACCUUGCUUGCAUCGUUGCUUACCGGGGACGGAUUUGAAACAGGACGCCGAUGACAUGUGCAUGAUUUGCUUCACCGAAGCCCUGUCCUGCGCGCCGGCGAUUCAGUUGCAGUGCGGCCAUGUGUUCCAUCUGCAUUGCUGCCGACACGUCCUGAUGAAGCGCUGGGUGGGACCGCGGAUCACCUUUGGUUUCUCUCUCUGCCCGAUCUGCAAAGUACCGAUGGAUCAUCCAACAUUAUCCGAGCAAUUGGCAAGCGUGAAAGAACUCUAUGAGGAUGUACGAAGGAAGGCUCUAAUGCGCUUGGAAUAUGAAGGCUUGCACAAGGCCGAAGGAGCUUUUGCACCCGGUAGUCGUUAUCAGGACUCCGCUGCCUAUGCGAUGGAACGGUAUGCGUAUUACGUAUGUUACAAAUGUCAGAAGGCUUAUUAUGGUGGUGAGGCGCGUUGCGACGCACAACUAGGUGGGGAAUCUUUCGACCCUGCGGAACUAGUGUGCGGUGGCUGUAGCGACGUGGCAAGGGCACAGAUGUGUCCGAAGCACGGAGCGGACUUUCUCGAGUAUAAAUGCCGAUACUGCUGCUCGGUGGCAGUCUUCUUCUGCUUCGGAACCACGCAUUUCUGCAAACCCUGUCACGACGACUUCCAGCGCGUUACCACCAUCCCGAAGAGCGAGUUGCCUGUAUGUCCCGCUGGUUCCAAAGCUAAGCAAUUAGAAGGAGACGAAUGUCCAUUGCAUGUGAAGCAUCCGCCGACCGGAGAAGAGUUCGCUCUAGGUUGCGGCAUCUGCCGCAACGCACACACGUUCUAAGCUUUCAGUACUAUCUUAUGAUUUUUAAUGAAAUCGGAAUUGACACAGUUUAAAAGCCAAGUAUGAAAAUGGAUUCGCGAUGACAAGUUUAUGAUGCUAGGAGAGGUAUACUUGUAAAAUAAUGGAUAAGUCGCAAGUUUUUAUCAGUAAAUUUAGUAAUUAAUUCUCGACGAUAAUGAAAAAAGCUCGUCAACUUGCUUAUCAAACUUCCACAUAUGAGUAAAAGGGAAAGAAUUUUACGUCAUGCAGGAUAUAAUAAAUAAAGGAAAAAGAUACUUGUAAUAUGUAUCUUAACAUUUUGAGAGACGUAAAAUAAUAUAUAAUUCCCUGUACUAUUUAUAUAAGAAAUGAUUGACUCUUUAGUAUUAUCAAUAAGUAAUACACAAGUAAGUUAUAUUAUAUAUAUAUAUAUAACGAAAGUAUGUGUAUUUUAGAAAAUACACUAAAUUGUCGCAAGUAUCAUUUAUAGACAUUAAAAAUGGAUGAAAAAGAUGAUAUAUGUAUAUACAUAUGUAACACACGUGUAUAUACAUAUAUAGUUAUACAUGUAU
Formica exsecta is the source of this 15083-nucleotide messenger RNA. It is a transcript of the gene hiw, whose product is annotated as E3 ubiquitin-protein ligase MYCBP2. The record is from RefSeq and is a predicted model, not a curated record. Lineage: Eukaryota; Metazoa; Arthropoda; Insecta; Hymenoptera; Formicidae. The transcript is spliced from 39 exons. The coding region runs from base 622 to 14532 and encodes 4636 amino acids. Gene Ontology annotation, cellular component: nucleus.